Molecule: messenger RNA, 507 nt
Organism: Haemonchus placei
Lineage: Eukaryota; Metazoa; Nematoda; Chromadorea; Rhabditida; Trichostrongylidae
Source: the annotation of a GenBank genome assembly
AUGACAUCAGACACCCAAAAGUCUGCCAUAAUGAAGUUGGUGACGAACGACGGCGAGAAUUUCGAUGUGCCACGUGAUGUGAUCCGGCUUUCAACCACCAUCAACACUAUGCUUCAGGAUCUCGGUUUGGAUAAUGAAUCUAAUGACCCAAUACCGAUCUGCAAUGUAUCUGGCCCAAUUAUGAAGAAGGUUCUACAGUGGUGUACAUUCCAUAAGGACGAUCCGCCGAGCACUGAUGAUUCGGACAAUCGCGAGAAACGCACCGAUGACAUUCCCAGUUGGGAUGUUGAGUUCCUUAAAGUUGAUCAGGGAACUUUAUUCGAACUGAUUCUCGCUGCCAAUUACCUCGAUAUCAAGGGACUGCUUGAUGUCACCUGUAAAACGGUUGCUAAUAUGAUCAAAGGCAAAACACCGGAAGAAAUUCGUCGUACGUUCAACAUUAAAAACGACUUCACACCUGAAGAAGAAGAACAGAUCCGCAAAGAAAAUGCCUGGUGCGAAGAUUAA